ACAUGGCGUCACACGGGGCACACGCUAAAACAAUAAAAACCGAGCGGCUGGUCGUAGAAGGCCAGUUCGGCUUGUGGGCUUCAGGGAACAAGAGAGAAAAUCUAGUACUUAAGAUCUAAACACAAUGGCGGUCGCCGAUCUGCUCACGCCCACGGGCCUCUUUUACUACCUCCUGGUGCCCACCGUCAUCCUGUGGUACGCCUACUUCCGCUACUCGCGCAGACGCCUCUAUGAGCUCGCCGCCAAGAUCAACGGACCCGAUGGUCUGCCCCUUCUCGGUUCCGCCCUCGACUUCACCGGCAACGCCCACCAGGUCUACAAGACUGUCUGGACCAGGUCCCAGGACUACGACAACGAGGCCCCCAUCAAGCUGUGGAUCGGACCCCGUCUGCUCGUCUUCCUGCAGGACCCCCGUGACAUUGAGCUGAUCCUGGGCAGCAACGUGCACCUCGACAAGUCCCCCGAGUACCGCUACUUCGCCCCCUGGUUCGGCAACGGCCUGCUCAUCUCCACCGGCGACCACUGGAGGAGCCACCGCAAGCUCAUCGCCCCCACCUUCCACUUGAACGUCCUCAAGUCCUUCAUCGACCUGUUCAACCACAACAGCCGUGGUGUGGUCGAGAAGCUGCGCAAGGAGAUUGGCCAUGAGUUCGACGCCCACGAGUACAUGUCCGAGGCCACCGUCGAGAUCCUGCUCGAGACCGCCAUGGGUGUGAGCAAGAAGGAGCAGCAGUCCGGCUUCGAGUACGCCAUGGCCGUCAUGAAGAUGUGCGACAUCCUCCACCUUCGUCACACCAAGUUCUGGCUCCGCCCCGAGACCAUCUUCCGCUUCACUAAGUACUUCGGCGAGCAGAAGCGCCUGCUCGGCAUCAUCCACGGUCUGACCAAGCGCGUCAUCGCCAACAAGAAGCUCGAGUUCAACAAGGGAGUCCGCGGCUCCCUCGCCAACUACCCCGGCAUGAAGCCCGUCGCUGAGACUGAGACCAAGGCCAGCAAGAGCACCAAGGUUACCGAGGACACCGGCAUGUCAUACGGACAGAGCGCUGGUCUUAAGGACGAUCUGGAUGUUGAUGACAACGAUGUCGGUGAGAAGAAGCGUCUGGCUUUCCUCGACCUGCUCAUCGAGUCUGCCCAGAACGGCGUUGUGCUCACCGACCAGGACAUCAAGGAGGAGGUCGACACCAUCAUGUUCGAGGGUCACGACACCACCGCGGCCGGAAGCUCCUUCUUCCUGUGCAUGAUGGGUGCCCACCCCGACAUCCAGGACAAGGUCGUCGAGGAGCUGGACCAGAUCUUCGGUGACUCCGACAGGCCCGCCACCUUCCAGGACACCCUGGAGAUGAAGUACCUCGAGCGCUGCAUGCUGGAGACCCUCCGCAUGUACCCACCCGUGCCCAUCAUUGCCCGCCAGCUCAAUGAGGAAGUCAAGAUGGCCUCCAACGGCUGCAUUGUGCCCGCCGGGUGCACCGUCAUCGUCGCCACCGUCAAGCUCCACCGCAACGAGACGAUCUACCCCAACCCCACCGUCUUCAACCCCGACAACUUCCUGCCCGAGAAGUCCGCUGCCCGCCACUACUACGCAUUCGUGCCCUUCAGCGCUGGCCCCAGGUCUUGCGUCGGCCGCAAGUACGCCAUGCUCAAGCUCAAGAUCCUCCUUUCCACCAUCCUCCGUAACUACCGCGUCAAGUCCACCGUCCCCGAGAAGGACUACCAGCUCACCGCCGACAUCAUCCUCAAGCGCGCCGACGGCUUCAAGAUCGCCCUCGAGCCCCGCAAGAGGUCCGGCGUGAGCGUGAGCCCCAGCACCGCCACCCCCGUCCGCGCCUAGGCCCUGGACCCCGUCCGGGACCCGAGUGCGGCGCGUCGUGAUGCGCCGUGUGUGAUAAGUGCCUUGUAUUUAGCGGAGGAUCUAUGUGUAAAUUAGGUUGUAUUUAUUUAAAUUAGUCGCCCUUUAUGUAUGUGUAUUUAGUGCCAUCCGUCUUGUGUCGUUUGUCCCGCGGUGUCCCGCGCGGCGGGCGGCGACGACGAUAUCAAUGUACAUUCUGAGGUACCAAACAAUAAACCAAUACAUAGUGAUACAAAA
Molecule: messenger RNA, 2083 nt
Organism: Frankliniella occidentalis (western flower thrips)
Lineage: Eukaryota; Metazoa; Arthropoda; Insecta; Thysanoptera; Thripidae
Gene: Cyp4g15
Product: cytochrome P450 4g15
Exons: 5
Coding region: 125-1828 (567 amino acids)
Molecular function (GO): oxidoreductase activity, acting on paired donors, with incorporation or reduction of molecular oxygen; monooxygenase activity; heme binding
Source: RefSeq, a predicted model, not a curated record